GGCCGCUCAAUCCUUCGCGCGGGCGCGGGGAUCAUAUCAGCGUCGUCGGAGGGCUCCUUCCGUCUUUCCUCCAGACUACAUUUCCCAGAAGUCUUCACGGCCUAGUCCUUCUCUGGUCUACUGCCUACUACAUUUUCCAGAAAGAAUUACGGCAGCCACGGCCCUUGAUGUACUGAGUCUUACGCUAUUGCUGCUCCCGAAGUCCUUUGCGGCUGAUAGCGACUACAUUUCCCAGGAGGCCCAUCAGCGACAUUAAACGGAAGCGGCGGGCGAAUUGCUUGUCCUUGCACAGGAGUGAAGCGAGAGACGACCAUGGUGGCUCGAGUGUGGUCGUUAAUGAGAUUCCUCAUCAAGGGGAGUGUGGCGGGAGGAGCAGUCUAUCUUGUUUAUGACCAGGAGCUACUGGGGCCUAGUGACAAGAGCGAGGCUGCCUUAAGGAAGGCGGAGGAGGUGGUGCCACCAGCGAUGUAUCAGUUCAGCCAGUAUGUAUGCCAGCAGACGGGUCUGGAGAUGCCACAGCUCCCAGCCCCUCCAAAGAUUAACUUUAUGAACUUGCGUGACUCCUGGAACUCAGGCAUCAUCUCAGUCAUGGAAGCUCUGUCUGUGGCCCCCUCCAAGGCCCGAGAAUACUCCAAGGAGGGCUGGGAGUACGUGAAAGAACACAGCAAGUAACGGAUGCGACCUUCCCUGGUGUUACGGGGACGGUCAAGACCAGGAUACCGCAGACCUGACUACAGUGGGAACUCCACUCUGAGGGCAGCUUCCAGCAUUGCUGGCCCAAUAAAGGACUUGGGAAUGGUCCCUGA
Molecule: messenger RNA, 806 nt
Organism: Meriones unguiculatus (Mongolian gerbil)
Lineage: Eukaryota; Metazoa; Chordata; Mammalia; Rodentia; Muridae
Gene: Micos13
Product: mitochondrial contact site and cristae organizing system subunit 13
Exons: 4
Coding region: 313-672 (119 amino acids)
Biological process (GO): cristae formation
Cellular component (GO): MICOS complex; mitochondrial crista junction
Source: RefSeq, a predicted model, not a curated record